Molecule: messenger RNA, 2343 nt
Organism: Sphaeramia orbicularis (orbiculate cardinalfish)
Lineage: Eukaryota; Metazoa; Chordata; Actinopteri; Kurtiformes; Apogonidae
Gene: ccdc138
Product: coiled-coil domain containing 138
Exons: 15
Coding region: 128-1948 (606 amino acids)
Source: RefSeq, a predicted model, not a curated record
CCGCCCAUAAAUCUGUUCACUCUACUGUUAAUGAAAACAGGUGUUAAUCGGAGAGUUUUCACCGGAAGUUGAAUUAAUUUUACUUGAUAGCGUUAAAAGAGCAAACAGUCGAUUUGUUUGUACAACUAUGAACCAACGAAGUAAAAACAUGGACUUCGCCGACACAGACGACAACUUUAAGACGAAAUACUCACACAUGAGGAAGCAGCCUUCAUAUCCAGAGGACAAAGUUCCAGGAAGCAGUAAUAAAGCAGUACAUAGACUUGCAUCGGCACAUAGAUCCAAAUGGUCACACAAGGAGUUGAAAAGCUACAGUAAAGUUUUACACGAACUGUUGGAAGAUAUUUCCAACAUCCCUGAAAGGUUUGACAGCGAUGAGGACCUGAGUGGGGUGUGUGCUGCAAAUGCCCUUCAGGAUUCUCAGGUGCUUUUUACAGAAACAGAUGUGACCCUGCCGUCCUGCCUGAAUGGCAGCCUUGGAUCCCAGGAAACUGAGACUGACAGAGACAUGCACAGACCACGACAGCUGUCUGACUCCCGCCACUCAUCUUCAUCAGUCAUAGCAAAGGUUUAUCAAGAGAUGAUGACUGUCUACAAACAACUGAGGACAGAACGACAAAGCCAGCAGCAGUGGGAGAGGCAGCUAUGGGAGCGAGAGAGGAGGCUGAAGCAACAGGAGGAGGCUCUUGGGAGUUUGGUGGGGCUUGAAGACAAGCUGCGCUCUCAUAUCCUCGCUGUAGAGGAGAAAUGCCAAGAUCAAGUACGCCAGCUGCAGGAUCUUCUUCGAGAGAGGAACAAGGAGAACAAGAGGCUCAAGUCCAGCUUUGACACCAUCAAGAACCUGAAUGACCACAUGAAGAAACAGAUGAAUGACAUCCAUGAACAGAAUAAAAAGUUGGAGAGCCAGUCUAAGAGAGUUCAGGCUCGGCUUGAGAACCUGCAGAGGAAAUAUGAGCACAGCGUAGCAUCUAGAGGAUGUCAGAAAGUCAGCACAGAAUGUAUAAAACCACCCAAAAAAGAGAAAACUUCUGCCUCUGGAAAAUCAAGCAACAAGGCUCUCCCUGCCUCGACAAAGCUCCUAUCCCUUUUAUUGGACUGGGUACUUGAUGGACAGACAUCCUCACCGGCAGCAGGGAAUGAUGGGAAACACAUAGGCCACCGUCUGCCUCCGGAGAUCCUGCUGAACGAGAGAUGCCUUCAGGUGCUGCCAUUAUUGGCGGAUCAGCUUCAUGGCAUGCCUUUGUCGGAGCCCACACUCCUACUCAACCUUCUGCGCCUCAUUCACUGGGCUUUGAGAUGUUUGGACAAAGGCACACAGCAUGUAGCGCUAUCGGCCACUCUGCGGCGGAUAGGAGAGGAGGUUUCAAAGCCAAGUGUCCAGUCAGCAGUGAAUCAGUGUGAAGAUCCAGACCUAACCCAGUCCUCCAGGAACUGGCCUCUUUACCGGAGCCCAUGUCCUCAGACAAGAAUCCUCUCCAGCCUCAUCAUCCUGCACACAGUCACACAAGCUGAUGUGCUGGCCCAGGUUUUGGACAGCCUACAUACUGAACUGAUGUGUGAGGAGAGCCGUGGCCUGUUCAUACAGUACGGAGGUCUGCACACGCUGCUGUCGGUGCUCCGGGCCGGACGUGGAGGACUGAAAACACCCAUAGACAUCCUGAUGCAGCUUGCCGGACAGUCCCGCUACCUAAAAGCUUUCCUGGAAGCUUGUAGCUGUGAGGAGUUUUUCCAAACGGCUUCCCAGCUCCUUAAAAACCCCCAUUUGGAGCAUCCAUCAUUGGAGAAGCUCUCCAUCCUUCUUCAGAAGCUCUCCAGCAUCAGAACGAACCGUCGUCUCUUUGAACUUUCUUCCCUCCACCUCCAGAUACAAGAACUCCAACACAAAAGCGGCCACGCAAACACCUUCCUCCGCCUCAACCUCACGUCCAUCCUACACAAUCUUAAGUAACUCAGACAUAAAUGUGUUUCUCUGCCUGUUUUUUUUUUAACCCAAUUUUAUAGUUUUGGACAAAAAUGAUUUGCCUUCUGUAUCAGCAGUUCAUUCCAUUCUCGAACACAGCUGCUCCACGCCGCCCUACCUCAUGUAACAUAUGCCGCCGCACAUUCUUUAUUUAUCCGGCAAGAUGUUUUUGAAGUCCUUUUUGUCUGUCAGAAGUACUUUUUUAACAUUGCGUAUGUUUUGCACUUUGUGAUCCAUCUGUUUUUGCGUUCACCAAUGCUAAUCUGAUGUCUCUCUGUGAUGAAAAAGCCCCGUUUUUAAAAUGAGUGUCACGCUUGCCAGUGGCUUUAAUGGCUGUCUCAUGUGCUCGGAGGGAGAGAGGCUGCAACUGUGAAGCUUUUAAA